Molecule: messenger RNA, 1969 nt
Organism: Cyprinus carpio (common carp)
Lineage: Eukaryota; Metazoa; Chordata; Actinopteri; Cypriniformes; Cyprinidae
Gene: tmem151ba
Product: transmembrane protein 151Ba
Source: RefSeq, a predicted model, not a curated record
UGGAUCUGAGCUGCGCAUCCGUGUGGAUUCAUCUCGCGCCUCAUUGUCAUUCACUCCGCGUUCACGUGCUCGUGUGCAUGUGGAUGCGCUUCGCAUUUCGAUUCGAUUUCUGCAUCUCGACGUGACUCAGAUUUGCUUCUUUUAUUUGCAAAACACCAAUCCCGAGGGAGAUGACCGCGGUUGCCCGGACAGCCUACAAUCCCUCAAGUAUUUGUUCCUUCGCGGAGUCCUGAGGACGCAGACGCGCAUCGCGCGGUGUGGGAGGAUGCUGCCUCGCUGAGGAUCCUGACACAUGGCUGUGAUGCUCCAGGAUCAUCUCCUUCAUCAUGUCUCCAGCGGCUCCGGUGACGGACAGCAGUGCUGCUGAUGUCCUCCACGAGCAGACGGACGCGCCGCGGGAAGCGCAACGGCCCGUAAAACAGUCACUGAGCAAGUCCCUGUGCCGCGACUCGCACUGGAAAUGCCUCCUUCUCUCACUGCUGAUGUACUGCUGCGUGAUCGCGAUGACCUGGUGCCAGGUCACGAAGGUCACGCGCCUCACCUUCGACAGUGCUUUCAAGGGCAAGUCCAUGCUGUACCAUGACAGUCCCUGUUCCAACGGCUACAUCUACAUCCCGGUGGCCUUCCUCGUCAUGCUCUACAUGGUUUACCUGGUGGAGUGUUGGCACUGCUACUCGCGCAACGAACACCAGUUUAAAGUAGACCUGGAGAGCAUCGCCGAGCGCGUGCAACGCAUGCAACAAGCCACGCCGUGCAUCUGGUGGAAGGCUGUAAGUUACCACUACAUACGCCGGACGAGACAAGUGACGCGGUAUCGCAACGGCGACGCCUACACGACCACGCAGGUUUACCACGAGCGCGUCAACACGCACGUCGCGGAGGCCGAGUUCGAUUACGGGAACUGUGGGGUUAAAGACAUCUCGAGACACCUCACAGGACUGGAAGGCUUUCCGGUGACUAAGCUGCGCUUCACUAAGUGCUUUAGUUUCGCCAAUGUUGAAUCCGAGAACUCCUAUUUGACGCAAAGAGCGCAGUUCUUCACCGAGAACGAAGGACUGGAUGAUUAUAUGGAAGCGCGUGAAGGGAUGCAUCUAAAAAACGUCGAGUUUAAGGAAUACAUGCUUGCCUUCGCAGAUCCAGAUGGCUUGCCUUGGUAUGCGUCGCAGUGUAGCUUCUGGUUGGCGGCGGCGUUGACUUUAUCCUGGCCGUUGCGGGUCUUGACAGAGUACCGCACGGCCUACGUUCACUAUCACGUGGAGAAGCUUUUCGGGUUCGACUACGUCGCUGUUACGCCUCUGGAUGAGCGUCCGUUUUGCCGUCACAUCCCGCGGGUCAACACCAUCGACAGCACAGAGCUCGAGUGGCACAUUCGUUCCAACCAACAGCUGGUUCCCAGUUACUCCGAAGCCGUGCUCAUGGAUCUGGCGCAGCAGUCCAGCUGCAACACGUUCUCGCCGCGUGGGAUCGGCGCAGCCGGCGGAAACGGCUUCGGUGGAUACCGGCAGAACUGCGAACGCUGCCAUCGCUCCAUCAGCAGCUCGUCGAUCUUCUCGCGCAGCGCGUUGAGCAUCUGCAACAGCAGCAGUCCGCGCUUGCCUUUCAGCGGAAGUCGGUUCUCGCUAGGCCGUCUGUACGGCUCACGCCGCAGCUGUCUUUGGCGAAGUCGCAGUAGUAGCCUGAACGAUCCCAGCUGUCCGACGGAAAGCACGCGGUGCCUGGCCGGUCAGUCGGCCAAUGAGGAGAGCCCACCUUCACCGCCGGCCUAUCAGGACGCGCUGUAUUUUCCCGUACUGAUUAUUCACCGCAACGAGGGCUGCGCCGGUCAUGAUCACCAUUCACUGCACCGCAACGGAUCCUGCGUGGAGACUUCGUUAUAGGGUUAGCAUAAGGACGAGAACACAAACCUGGUGUUCUUAAGUAUUUGCAAAAUGAACAGACUGGUACAGAAAUGUUUGUAAGAAUCUUUACU